GCCAGCAGCACAGUAGUAGCAGCAGCAGCUAGUAGUCCUGGGACAGUUGUAGUCCAAGUAGCUUUCCAGAGAGUUGUGAUGGUUUUAAAUCUUUUACUAUGUCUGAAAUGCUACUGAAAGAUAUGGAAGAGAUUUCUCUCGGGCCUGUUAAAAUGGACGAGCAGAAGGAAAAUGGACGGAGUUUUCUCCUGGUGGACGAAAACGAAAGCUUGCAGGUGAAGAACGAAGCAGAGUUUUUGCAGAAGUUGGGCUGCAGCGCUGCUCAAGGAGUCAAAGUGCUUUCUAUCUUCGGUAACACGGGCGACGGCAAGUCCCACACUCUCAAUCACGUGCUUUUCAGUGGUGAAGAGGUGUUCGCCACGUCUCCUUCUCCGUCCUCAUGCACGGUGGGCGUAUGGGCUGCUUACGAGCCGCGUCUGAACCUGAUAGUGCUGGACACGGAGGGCCUGCUCGGGGCCGCCAGUCAGCAGAACCGCCGGAUGCGUCUGCUGCUGAAGGUUCUGGCCGUAUCAGACAUGGCCAUCUACCGCACGCGGGCCGAGAGGCUGCACAACGACAUGUUCCAGUUCCUCGGCAGCGCAUCGGCUGCUUACCUGAAGCACUUCACACCUGAGCUCCGCGCUCUGUCUAGCCGCUGUGGGCUGGACGUGCCUCUCUCCAGCCUGGGACCUGCUGUUAUAGUUUUCCAGGAGACUUUUCGCACUCAGCUGCUAGGCCAGGAUGGCUCUGUCCUGGGGCAAGCAGACACACUUCUGCAAAAGCGCUUCCAUGACUUGGGCCAGAGCACAGACGCCUUCAGCUCUGUUCAGUACGUGGGCACCCAAACCAUUACUCCCCCCACAGACUACUCACAGUUACUGCAGAUUGUCAAUCAGCAGGUGAACAACACAUCCCAGCGAGCCCCGCGCCAGCCUGCCAUUGUGUUCAGUGCAUUGCAGGCCUUGAGCAACAGAUUCUGUGGCGAGAUCUCAGAUGACAAAAUCAGCAUAUGCUCCUUUUUUCCUGAUGAAUAUUUCACUUGCCCAUCAGUCUGUCUCAGCUGCAAUGUUCGGUGUAAGAAUGGCAUGAACCACCAGAAAGACGGGGUCUCACACAUGGCCGAUGGAUUAUGCCAGUAUGCCCACCAAUACAACAAUAAAGUUCUCAUUUGUAAGAGGUGCUAUGAGAGCGGAAGAGAAGUGAUGGUCAUACCGAAAACAUCUGCCUCCACAGAUAACCAAUGGUUUGGUUUGGCCAAGUAUGCAUGGUCAGGCUAUGUUUUAGAGUGUGCCAGCUGUGGCAUCAUCUACCGCAGUAGACAGUACUGGAUGGGCAACCAGGAUCCAGAGAGCAGUGUGGUGCGGCCAGAGGUCAAGCAUGUCUGGCAGGGGACCGAUGCCUUCCAGACAGACCAUCAGAAUGCAGCUCAGCGGGUUUUGGAUGGAAUGAAUUACUUAAUCCAAUCAGUGACAGAAUACAGCUCAGGCCCAACUAAAGUCGUCACUGCCUGGCUCACAGACCAGGUGGCUCCACCCUACUGGAAACCCAACUCUGAAAUCAUUGAAUGUCAUGGUUGUAAAAGAGCGUUUGAGGAGGCGGAGAGGAAACACCACUGUCGGGCAUGUGGGGAGGGUUUCUGUCAGGCCUGCUCCACUCACAGCAUGCCAGUGCCCGAGAGGGGCUGGGGCGGCACCCCUGUACGAGUGUGUGAUGCCUGUUACCGGCAGGGAGCACCCCAGCACACUGGACAGGGUGAGGACAUUGUUCUCUUUUAAAAUACGCUGUGAUG
Messenger RNA from Sinocyclocheilus rhinocerous, 1768 nucleotides. Its product is annotated as zinc finger FYVE domain-containing protein 1-like. Lineage: Eukaryota; Metazoa; Chordata; Actinopteri; Cypriniformes; Cyprinidae. The coding region runs from base 99 to 1754 and encodes 551 amino acids. Gene Ontology annotation, cellular component: lipid droplet. The transcript is spliced from 9 exons. Gene Ontology annotation, biological process: lipid droplet formation. Gene Ontology annotation, molecular function: metal ion binding; phosphatidylinositol-3,4-bisphosphate binding; phosphatidylinositol-3,4,5-trisphosphate binding. The record is from RefSeq and is a predicted model, not a curated record.